Molecule: messenger RNA, 5851 nt
Organism: Ochlerotatus camptorhynchus
Lineage: Eukaryota; Metazoa; Arthropoda; Insecta; Diptera; Culicidae
Product: putative ATP-dependent RNA helicase SoYb
Exons: 13
Coding region: 167-5485 (1772 amino acids)
Biological process (GO): germ-line stem cell division
Molecular function (GO): nucleic acid binding; ATP binding
Source: RefSeq, a predicted model, not a curated record
UUCAUAUUUGAGGAGAACGCCAAACAAUAAAUGUGCACGAAGCACGAUACAACAGCAAAACUGAAACAGGCACACGAGAAUUUCCUGACGACUCAUAUUUUGUGAAAAUUACAUUGAAAUUUCCAUUCUUCAAUCUUAUUUUUAAACUGUGUAUUAGCAUUCAGUCAUGGAAGACGACACCAUUAGGAUCACGCACUUUAUCAAUCCUCAUAUGUUCUGGUACAAACCGGUUUCGGCAUACGUCCACAAUCUGGACGAGAAACGGUUCCAGCUUGCGAUAGACGAAUACUGUGAGGAAAACUUUCGUCAAUCCAGCGCCGAUGAAGUGUGCGAAUCCUUCCCGGGAGAGACCGUUGCUGUGUUGGACUUUGACCGGAACAAGUGGUGCCGGUGCAUAGUGGAUGAAGUUAUCGAAGACAGUAGCGGUAAAAAACGUUACAAUUUGUGGUCGAUUGAUGAUGGAGUACCGAUCCAGUCAUUCUCCCGUUACGUCAAUCCUUUACCGGAGAAAUUUGCACGGCAAACGAGUAAAGUCAGACGUGGUGCGAUAAAGAAUAUACUACCAUCUGAAUAUGUCUACGAUAACCAGUCGGACAGGUUAGUCCCGAAGAUAUGCUCUCGUUGGGAUCCUAAUGCUGCGAAUGUUUUGCAAUCCGUUCUCCGCAAUUCGACAUCAGUGCAGUUUCGGAAAGUGACCAGACAUUCAGUGCAUAAUAUCGUGGUCAAUUUUGGUGAUCUGGAGCUCGUUACUAACAAAAACAAUGCAUUCAAUGCUGCUAAUUUAUUGAAGGAGAUUCGUAAGGGCUUUGAAGUUGAACCAAGCGAUUUUAUUACUAGACUUUUGGAAAUCCAGACAAUGAGUGUCAGCCGUUGCCUUACCAGUGAUGAAAAGGAGACCAUAUCUAGAGUCAAUGAAUUGAAGUCAGUUAGUAUGAGGCCAGUAAAACCAUCAUCCCAAUUUGAACAAAACGGUCUGAAGGUAUCUAAUGGAAUACCUGAAAGUGUGCGAGACCAUGACUACAAUGGUGUUGAAGAAGAUUACGACUUUAACGAAAGCGCUAGCAUGGUGAAACCGAAUAACAUUCCUAUGCUUACUCGCAAACCAGUGCCGGAACCGAUCUCGGAAGGUUCACAUUCAGGAGAGGAGCAAUAUCCACUGAUGUCUCCGAUGAAUAAAUCGGGAAUGAAAAUAAACUACGAGUUGGAACUGUGGAAGCAAAAUAGUCGUCCCAAAAGUCGAACCCCGAACGAAACGCUAAAAGUAGCCAUCCCGAAGUCAGACGACAGGGCCAAUGGUACCUCUUCAGGUCACAAUGCAAAGCACGAAGAUUCCCUGGAAAAGCCUAAAUCAACCGUAUCAUUCCUCGCCAAACUGGAGAUGCGCAAAAAGCAACGAGCGGCUGCUCAGAAGCAGACCAUUCCCGAGCAGGUUCAAGAAAAAUCCCCCUACGGUGACAUAAACAUCAUCCCAGCAGGAUAUCAAAUAGGGAACGUAAAAUUCGAAAACGGCAAAGUAAUUGCAGGUGAUAAAGCGGAUGCGCCUGAUAAUCGUAAAUCGUCAUGGGCCACCAGCAGGCCAAGGAAUUUGAGUAAGGAGGGAAACGGCCCCUAUCAGCAGCAGCAGAGCGAUGAAUAUGAUACGGACAAUUGCAAAGUCUACGUGACCAAGAACGGUAGUCGAUUCGAUCAGGUCAUUGAAGAUGAAGCAUGCAUCCGUUCGAAACUGUGCCACCAAAGGUUGCUGGUGCACGGUAACCGAAUUCCAAAACCGGUGGAAAGCUUGGAGAGUGCAAACUUUUGUCCGGAAGUCCACCGGGAGCUGAGUAUGCUCAAAUUUCGCUCAAUCCAUCGCAUCCAAACGUACGCCUGGCCACACAUAUUACGAGGAAAUUCCUUUUUCUGCGUCAAUUCUGCAACCACUGGGAAAACGUUCACCUUCCUACCGGCCAUCUGCUCGUCUGUGAAGAAAAUGCACGAUGAAGAUCUGGCCGUAGACGGCGCAGGACCAUUUGCGAUUAUCAUUUGCAAAUCUUCCCGAGAAGUUCAGAGAGUGGCGAGGUAUUGCAGGAAAAUGUUGAACAGCGCAGUUAACGUAUCGAUGUCAGUGGUUGAAGCUUUCGGCGCAAGGGAUAUUCCUAAGGCUUGUAAUCUCUUGCUGAACGGAUGUGCCAUACUGGUCGCCACUGCACCUGGUCUUCGACGGGUUCAUGAAAAUAUGCCUAAUGCUAUUGUAAAAGAACGCGUUCAAUCGGUCGUGAUCGACAACAUUGACACCAUCAUCGAACGCUUUGGCAGCGAGUUGCAGUUGCUUUGCAAAAUUUGUGAUAAACCAGAGCUGCAAAUGGUGAUCACCACUACGUACUGGAGUCCAAUGUUCUUCGGUUUUUUGAAGAGGUACAAGAAUAUGAUCAUGUGUAUUGGAGCCUAUCUGGAGGCGGCCAUCUAUGGCAAGUCAGAUUUGGUGCUGCAACUGAACUCGAGAGCAGCUAAAAUAAACGAGGUAGUGAAGUUUGUACAACGGAAUAAUUAUCAGAACGAACGGACAAUGGUCAUCUGCAGUGAGGCUGCCGAAGUACACGAACUGGUGGAAAUAUUGAAAUCGCAAUCCAUCACCCACAUGUACUGCAACGAUACUAGCACACUUGCGCAAAUGGACGGAUUCAAAGAAUGGGACAAUCAGCUACCUGGCGAAAUGCACGUCAUGAUUUGCAGCGACGCGGUCAUUCCCGAUUUGGAAAUCAGUAAGGCUCAACACAUCAUUCACUUCUCGCUUCCCAGCUCGUGGACAAUGUUCACCAGACGGUUCGCUUGCUCGUUCGGUUACUAUCGGGAUCCGUUUCACGAAGAUGAGAACGAAUUGCGUAAACCUGCCUCUUCGAUGGUGGUGCUGGACGAGAACAACAAUGAACAGUUGCCAAAAUUGGUGGAAUUUUUGAAAAUUCACCACCAUGAAGUGGCCGAGCCGAUCGUCAAAUUAGCUAACAACAUUCGCAUCCAGCAGGAAGAGCAGAAGCUGGCCGAAGGUAACCAUGUGGACUUUUGCUCCCAGGUACUGGAGUUCGGAAAGUGUCGUACGGCUGGUUGUAUGAAGCGGCAUCUUUUUACGACCAGAGACCUUUCAUACGGGGACGUCGUUCCUUCCAGUGGCAUAAUCAAAUUAAAGAUCCACAACAUGUUUUCGCCGACGCACUACACGGCUCGGGUGCUGGAGCACCGAAGCUAUGGGGCAAAGGACUGGAAAGCAGUAAAUGAUGCUCAGGAAUUUUUCGCGCUUGACAUUGCGAUUCAGCAGCAUUAUUCAAACGAAGAUCGUCAUCACGAUCACGGAACCGUUCACUAUAAUGAUUGGUGUGUAAUCUUCGACGAGUUCCGCUAUUGGCGCUGCCGGAUUAUAAGCAUUGAUCAGAAAAAAGAAAUUUCAGUUAGUCGGAAGGUUAAAGUGAAGCUACUCGACGUAGGCCGAACGAUUGACUGCGUAUCUUCUGAGCUGUUGCAUUUGCCGGAAGAAUUCCGCCGGUUGCCACCGCAAGCAAUCGACAUUCGCAUUGUAGGUGUUGUUCCGCACGAUUUCGAGCUGGAAUGGGACAAAAUGGUUACCCUAAAUAUCCGCGAAUGGAUCCAUCGGUAUACCUCGAACGACAAGUUCCACGUGGAAGGCAAAGUGUUGCUUGCGAUAAAGGAUACCAUUUGGGUUGAUACGGUACGGCUGGUGCAACAUUUGGACGGAAUCAAAACCGAAAUCAUGGAAAUUCAUCUGAAGUCGGAAAUUGUCGGAAAGAACUUUGGUGUUGCGGAUAAAGAGCCGCUGGAAUUGUUGUCGGAGAUGGUGGAGAAUUGUCAAGCCUUCCAGGACAGAGCAAACAAAGCGACAGGUCAAGUAGAGGAAGCAUUAUCUGAUGUGGAGGAUGUGCACAUACAAAAUGGGAACAAAGUAUCCAACUCAGAGGUUUUUCAAUCGGCCCCGAAUGUUAUAGAGAUAGAUAAAUCAGUGAAACCAAAAGCCCUGAAACCGAUUGAGUUGAGCGAAACGGACUCAGAUGAUUGUAUUCCUGAUGAAAAUGUACCUGAUGUUAGUUAUAGUGAAGUAAAUAAGCCAACAAGCGCGAAUGAGGAAUUACAAGUGGUAAAACCGAAAGUACAAAGCUUUAACGAAUUGUACGAUGAAAUCGACGAAGAAUCUACGUAUGAAGUAUAUAUUUCUCAGUAUUAUGCCCCAGACGAUUUCUACGUAUGCAAAGUUGAUAAAUUUUCUUUCAUUUCGUCAAUGAUCUGCAAUUUCACCGAAGAUGAAACGAACCUGGUUCCUCUGGAAAUUGUAGAAGUGGGAGCUUACUGUUUGGCUUUGUACGACAGCAACUAUCAACGAGCCAAAGUAACGCACAUCGAAGGACGAGACAUUCGACUCUUCUUCCUGGACCUUGGAGGAUAUGAAAGCUACGGACAGAUAGAUUUGUUCAAGCUCUCCGAUGAUCUACUGAAAGCAGCGCCGUUUUGUGCAAUCAAAGGUGAGGUGGCGUGUUUGAAACCGCGUGAAAAUGAAGAUCAAGGCUGGAGUCCCGAAAUAGGCGACAAGAUCUACGACGAAGUGUUAUGCCAUUACAGAAGCUUCAAUGUCAAAGUUAUCGAGACGCUCCGCAAUUCUCACGUGGAAUCGCUGGUAAAAUGUAAAUGCUAUCGGCUCCUGCUAUUCUCUCCGGAGCAAGAACUCGAGUCAUGGAUAUUUGAUGAAAUUGUUGAACUGAAACUAGCGCGGUACAUUGAAGAAGAGAGACCAUUUGCCUUGGAUAUCAACUUUGGAGAUGACGAUUAUCGACAGAUGUUCAACCCCAAUUAUGAGCAGGAAAGUUCAAAAUUCGAAGACGACAAUGAACCUCGCAUUGUAGAAAUUGUGGAGCCUAAAGCAGACCAGCAAUCCAAACCAGUAAAAACCUCAUCGAAGCUCACUUUACUCAAAAAACGCUUGCGGAGAAAGAAGUCCAUCACUAACAUUGCGUACCCUCGCUUGAAAUGCGACUUCCGUAGUCCAAAAACGAUUUGGCGCCAGGAUGAAUAUCUCAUCAUUAUACGCGCUGUUGCACCGGAGAACGUUCAGUAUGAUCUAACGGUCGAUUCAGAUUCGUUGAAACUGUGCUACAUUGCCGAUGACGAGAAGUAUCUUUUGUCGGUUGUGUUCUUUGCUGCAGUUGUCCCCGAACUUACCAUCCACGAGGUGCGUGGUUUAUCGAUUGUGGUUCGCUUGGCCAAGUUGGUUCAAACAAUUCAGUGGCCUUCGCUCAUGAAAAACGGUGAUAAGGUACCGUGGUUACAGCAGUGCAUCGAAGUGUCCAAUUCGGAUGAAACGGACGGUACAGAUGGAAUGCGUAACACCUCACCGGCAGUGCCGAAUUUGGAAUCCACUGACAGUUUGAGCGAGGAGACUGAUUAUGACGAUCAGUUCGACCGGUUUGAUCCAAUGGCGGACGAUUAUUUCAUGAAAGACGUGUAAGGUGGAGAAGGAUAUAUGCUAUUUUGGCUACAGAAAGUGUACUUUUAUCAAAAAUAAGCGAUUCGGGAAAUUUUGGGAGACAUUUUUGUUUUGCUAUGCUAGCAUACUGUACACGUUUUUAUUAAUGAUUUUUUUGUCAAAAGUACAGAACUAUGGAGUUUUUAAGCAUCUUAUUGUUAUAUAAAAGCAUUGGACAAACACGUAACUGACAAUAAAUAAAAAUAACAGGUAAACAUAUUUUUCUUUAGUCUGUCUUGUGGUAAGCGUCGCGUAACCAUAUCAUGUAAAUAGGAAUUCCAAUAGAUACAAGAUUUUAUUGCGAAUAUCACCUUGAGUUUUGCAGAACGUCGUUCUCUGAUAGCUUUU